AUGACCGCAUCACAUCCCUUCCACGUUCGCCCCCCUCUUCACCACCAAGGGGCAGGGUCACCAGUAGGACACGCCCAGCACCACAACCAUCACCACGUCCACCAUAACCACAACCCUUACAACGCCAGCCAUAACCAACACCACCCCUACCACAACAAUGACGAGGCCCCAUCCCAUCACCAAUACCAAUACCACAAUCCACACGCCCAACCCCACGACGGUAAUAACGGCGACGAUGGAGACCAUUACUACAGCAACCAUAUUCACACGGUCCACGAAUACGACCAACCGACAGAAGAGAGCCCACAACCAAGCGCCCUCUGGCUCCUGAGCCAUCCCUCUGUGAACCGGGAACUCCAACGGAUGGCGAUACGACUGGUCGAACGUCAACGCAGGACGGAUGAUUCGGGCGUCUCGCCGUGUUUGUUUGUCGUCCUUCCCAAGACGAGUCAGGGACUCUUUAGCGCCAGUGCCAGUGCGGGCGCGGGCGCGGGCGCGCGGUCCUACCCUUCUCCAUCUCUUUCUCCCAGGGCGACCAAUGCGGGACGAAGAGACAGGGAUGAGGAAGAAGAUUAUUGGUUGUAUUUUUUAUGCGAUUUUAUGAUGCCUGAGAACACCAGUCCCAUGCUGCAUGUCUGCAGCCCGCCCCUGCCUCCUCCCCCUCAUCCUCACCUGUCGUCGUCUUUUGCCCAAAGAGGAUACCCCAAGCAUGCCGACCCUCACCUCUCACACUUUAUCCCCGCUACUUCUGCCAGGACAAGGACGUACCCAGGAGGGUACCAACUGCGAAACCUGGAUGAGUUUGUUGACAUCCACGCGUUACCGAUGCUCAGUCUGCUCUACCUUGUCGACCAGGCGAAUACACAUGGCGACGAUGCGGAGUGGACGGAUAGGAUCCGGGGUGGGAUCCGGUUCUUGGCCGAGAGGUGUAAAGGGGAUCUGGUGGAUAUCUUUGAAGAAGAUACACAGGUCUCGCCCAGCCCUGAGAGGGAUUCUGAGGGUGGGCAGAGUGGAUUCCAAGAUGAGUGGGAUGGAGAUGAGGAGGGUGGGGAUGAAGGAGAGGGAAGUGAGGAUGAGGAAGAGGAGGAGGAGGAGAAAAAUCAAGGGGACGAGGAGGAAGAUCAAGGGGAUGAGGAGGCGGAGAGUGAGUUGAUGAGAUUGCGGGAGGAUGAUUUCCGGGACCCUUGGAGAGUUGCAGGAAAGUCUUCUACAAACCGCUACAGUAGUAGUAGUUUGGACGGUAUCAACUUUGACAACCUCGACCUCAACCGCCAUUCCCACAACGCCACAUCGAAGCCAGAGCCCUCAGCAUCAGCUGAAGGAACAUCAUCAGGGGGUGUUCUGAUCCUAGGAGCAGACGUGCUGUGCCAAGUAAACCACCCCUUCAUCCCAGGCGGAAUUCUGUGGCUCUGCGAGGCCCACAACGAGAUGCUCUGCAAGGGUAUGGCCGCCGAAAAGCUCCGUCAGUUCAUCAAGUCCAAACAUGGGAACUGUAUCCCCAUGGAGAAGAGUGCCGAGAUCCAGCUCCACAAUCGAGUGGAUGCGAGGGUGUUUUAUCGGAUGCUGGAUGAGUACAAGUGUGUGAUCAAGUUGAAGAUUGGGUUGGAUUGGGUCGGUGGUGCAACAGAGGAGGAUCUUUGGGAGUUGUGUUGGGCCAUACAUUCAUCGACUGUGAGGGAUUUGACUGUUGAUUGCGGUGGUGGAGGUGUGUCGUUUAGGCCGCUGCUGGGGAUGAUGUGUCGGUUGGGGUUUGUGGCGUUGACGGUCGAGAACUAUGAUGGGACGUUCUUGUCGCUGGAUGAGCCCCUCGUCACUCACAGUACCGCCCGUCGCAGGAGCAACAGCGGCAGCAACUACAGCAACAACGAAAGCCCUACUGUCGACGCCCAAUUCUCCUUUGUCGACUUUCGUACAUCCCCAACGAUCAUGCCGCUCCCGGACAAUAUCCAGCUCAAGAAACUGACGUUCCGACAUUGGGCGCGAGUGCCGGAUCGGAGGGCGAUCGUUAACUUGGUCCAGGUGUUGCCUAACCUGACGGAAUUCGAGACGAUGACGGAUUCUGUCGAGAGGAUGUGUGAGGCGAUUUUGGAUGAGUUGCAGGUCCAGGCACAUACUGGGAGCAAGGUCCGGAGCAACGACAGCGAGCACUACCAUCAUCCGUUUUCGCUCUUGAAUCUGAUAGAGGUCGGCCCGCUUGGAUCCAAGGCGGAGUUCAAGUUCUCGAAACCCUCAGGAUCGGAGGGCAAUAUCAAGAUCCUGGAGACCCAUUGGAAGACCAACCAACCACUGCAGGGACAGGCGCUUCUUCAACAAGCGAUAGGGUUGGAGACACUCGAGUUUACAAAGUGCGUUGGGUUAUGGGAGAUGAAACCCGAGUUGCAGCGGAUUAUUGGGUGUAAUUAUUCGACGCUGCGGAAGGUCGAGAUUGUCUGUACGACGGAGUGGAUGACGGAUGUGUGGGUCUUUCUGAGACAGGAGUUCAUGCAGCCGACGAUGGUUCUUGGCUCGUCGGGGGGUAGUAGUGCUGGCUCGUCUGCUACGGGGUCGUCUUCCUCAUCACUGGAUGCCACAGGAUCCCAUCGUCGUCGGGUCUCGGCAGGAUCGGACAAUAGUUCUUCUCGUCGCCAACAUCAACGUCCAAGACACAGGAGUCCCGUCCAUUUACUGAUCCACGACGGUGCAGGACACGUCCUCGAGUCCCCCAAUGCAGAACUGUACGGCCAGACGACUCUGUCACUCGACCAGUACGACCAUUCCUUCCGUCCACAACUCGAACUCCAGAGCCAGAUCGCGAACCGGUUACGGAUCAGUUCCUCGCUGAAAGACUUGACACAGUUGAAUCAGUUAAGUCAGGAUGUGGGAGAUAUUGCACUCAGGGCGUAUCAGGCCGGGGUUGUGCUCUGUCUGCAGGAGUUGGUUGUUCAUUUGACAAGGGAGACGUUUGACGAUGUCGGGUUUUUGGAGGCGAUUUGGGUAUUGAUGGGACAGAUGUAUGGGCUUCGAUCUCUCACCAUCCAGUUGCACAACGACAACAACACCGAGCAAGGACACGCCAGGAGCAGCAGCCGGGGUGUUAAAGGGCGACAGGACGCGAUGCCACGCCUACUACUGGAAGCUUUCCGACGCCUAGGACGGAUCGAAGUGGGACCCUAUUGGAAUGAGCGGUUCGAGCGGUGGAUGCAGGAGCUGCUUGUACAAGAGAUGUUGCCCAUCCAGACCGGAGUCACUUUCCCUUCUGGGUUACUUGUUCAGGGCGGGUUUGUGUUUGGGGCUGGCGAAAGUCUUUUGUGGACUGAGGGUGGCGGUGGUGGUGGUGGUAGUGAAGGCGCUGAGCGUUCAAGCAUAGCGGAGGGAACACCAACUCUGUCCAAGACAGAGACCGUCUUCUGUGGAGCCUCUGCAGGCGUGGUAUCGCGCUUCGUCAUUGCCCCUCUCGAUGUUGUCAAGAUCAGGUUGCAGCGGAAAGGGGGCUCGUCAGGAAUUGAAUCUGCAGCGAGUGCAGCGUCGAGGCAACCACGGUACAAGGGCAUGUUCUCGGGGAUGGCGCUGAUCGUUCGGGAGGAGGGCAUCCGAGGACUGUGGAAGGGCAACAUGGCCGCGGAAUAUCUUUAUCUCACAUACAGUGGGAUCCAGUUCCUGGUCUACCAACAAACAAAGGUCUUUCUCAAGAAAUCGGCCGAUAUAUCUGCUCAAAAGGCUGUUGCCGUAAAGUCCAUUGGAUCUGCAUCGUCAACAACAGCAGCAGGAACAGCGGGGGUUGUAACAGGAGCUAUCGUCGCAGCGCCCCUCAGCGCCUUUUCGACCAUUGCAGGAUCAUCAGCUGUGCAGUCAUUCGUCGCAGGAGCCAACGCAGGAACAAUUGCUACUGCCUGUACUUAUCCUUUUGAUCUGCUCAGGACCAGAUUCGCCAUCCAGCGCGAUGUCAAGGUGUAUACAGGAAUCAUACAGGCAUGCGGACAUAUAUAUCGAGCAGACGGCUUACAGGGAUUUUACCGAGGCAUGACUCCAGCGCUAAUCCAAGUGAUCCCCUAUAUGGGCAUGAUGUUUGGGUCGUACGACAGCCUCAAGAACCUGGCAUCCUGGCUGAAAAAGAAGGCGGACGUAGAGUCAUCGUAUUCCAAACGGACUAUCACCGCGUCGCCAGGAUCAGGAGCAGCAUUAUCCGAGAAAGAACGACCAGUCAAGUCGGUGGGGCAGUUUCUUUUGGGACUCGAGGACCUGCUCUGUGGCGCGUUAUCAGGCGUGAUCUCCAAGACGGGCGUCUACCCUCUCGAUAUGGUCCGCAAGCGGCUACAGAUUCAAGGAUCCGAGCAACAAAAGUCAAUGGCAACUAGUUUAGUCUCUGGAACUACGUCAGGAUCGAAGGCGGUGGUGGUAGACAAGCUGCCGAAAACAGUACGGAGAUGCAUGGUCCACAUCGCCCAGCGGGAGGGAUACCUGGCUCUCUACAAGGGCCUUCUUCCAGGAUUGCUCAAGGCAGCCCCAGCAAGCGCAGUGACAUUUUUGGUCUUUUCUCAGGCAGGCGCAUUUGUAGAAAAGUAUCGCCGGACCAAUUAG
Molecule: messenger RNA, 4557 nt
Organism: Linnemannia hyalina
Lineage: Eukaryota; Fungi; Mortierellomycota; Mortierellomycetes; Mortierellales; Mortierellaceae
Source: the annotation of a GenBank genome assembly